GUCGACUCGAACUACGUCUACUCAGCCAUUUACUAGCGUCGCCCAAUUGUCUACAUCUACCCCCUUCAAAGUACAAAUCAUGUCCGACCUCUGUCCCGUCUACGCGCCCUUCUUUGGUGCCAUGGGCUGCACCUGCGCAAUUGUGUUCACUUGUCUUGGUGCAAGUUAUGGUACUGCAAAGUCUGGUGUCGGUAUCUCCGCAAUGGGUGUCCUCCGUCCAGACCUCAUGAUGAAGUGUGUCGUCCCCGUUAUCAUGGCUGGUAUUAUCGGCAUCUACGGUCUGGUGGUGUCCGUCCUCAUUUCCAGUUCACUGCAGGCGGAGAUGUCCCUGGCGCAAGGAUUCAUUGACCUCGGUGCUGGUUUGUCAGUCGGUCUCGCUGGUCUUGCCGCAGGUUUUGCCAUUGGUAUCGUCGGUGAUGCUGGUGUCCGUGGUACCGCACAACAGCCACGACUUUUCGUUGGAAUGAUUUUAAUCCUCAUCUUCGCUGAAGUUCUGGGUCUUUAUGGCUUGAUUGUUGCACUUAUCAUGCACACAAAAGCUGGAGAGUUGGUAGGAACGGUAUAUUGCUUUCCUUGAUUUCUACUCGUUUUAUUAACAUAACUUUUGCAGUGCGUUUAGAAAGAUGACGGACUUCAUUAUAAACCUUCAAUGCUGUUUUCUGUCUAAUACAUCCAUGUUUAUCCUUGCCCUUGCAUGUAUUGUCUGCUCGAGUGAUGCAUCUACGGCCAAUGAUUACCCUUUGUUGUGUGAAUAUGUGUUUAAAAUACUCGUUGAAGAUUGUCAGGCCCAGCCCCCCAGGGACAGUGACCAAAAUACUUAUUGUGGCUCUUAGAAUCGCCG
Molecule: messenger RNA, 841 nt
Organism: Suillus bovinus
Lineage: Eukaryota; Fungi; Basidiomycota; Agaricomycetes; Boletales; Suillaceae
Product: V-ATPase proteolipid subunit C-like domain-containing protein
Exons: 8
Coding region: 80-577 (165 amino acids)
Biological process (GO): proton transmembrane transport
Cellular component (GO): proton-transporting V-type ATPase, V0 domain
Molecular function (GO): proton-transporting ATPase activity, rotational mechanism
Source: RefSeq, a predicted model, not a curated record